AUUAAGUAUGUAUUUACUUUGUAAUAUAUUUAGUUUAAUAUAUUUUAUCUUUCACAUUUUACCGUUGAGUGGCGCAUAUAUCCUAAGCAUGGCUUCGCGUAUUAUGCUAUUCAGUGUAUCUUACUACUUGCUGUGAUUCUACUCGCAACUCCCUACUUAUAUUUCUCAACAUAUAUGUGGAUGAUCUUAAAAUAAAACAUUUACCAAUAUUGAAAGUACACAACGAAGUAAACCUGUACCUUUGAAAUCGAGAGAGAUGACACUUUUACUAACGAGUGUUGUUUUUGUCAGUUUAUUUCUGCUUUUCGCUCUUUGUCAAGAUUUACCUGUUAUUGCACCAUUCAAUUUUCCGCAGACUAUAAAAGUUGGUAACAGAAUAAGUGCAAUGUGUACUGCUACAUCUGGGGAUCAACCCUUUGUUUUUAACUGGAAAAAGGAUCAGGAAGAUAUAUCAGAAAAUUCUGUAAUUAAAAUCAUAACUGCUAAUCAUAUAUCAGUAAUAUCUAUCGAUUCUGUAAGUUCAGAAAAUGCGGGAAAUUAUACAUGUAUCGUAUCAAAUGCAGUCGGCACUGCAAGUCAUACAGCGACAUUGAUUGUUCCAAUAUCUCCAAGUUGGGAAAAAGAACCUAAAAAUGUAGAAGUUGUUGUUGAUACCAAUGUGACCAUCGAAUGUCAAGCGUCUGGAUACCCUAAACCUUCUAUAACUUGGAAUAUUAAAGGUGAUAUUUGAGACAACU
This is a messenger RNA of Centruroides sculpturatus (bark scorpion), 737 nucleotides long. Its product is annotated as Down syndrome cell adhesion molecule-like protein 1 homolog. The record is from RefSeq and is a predicted model, not a curated record. NCBI's taxonomy places the organism in Eukaryota, Metazoa, Arthropoda, Arachnida, Scorpiones, Buthidae. Gene Ontology annotation, cellular component: neuron projection. The coding region runs from base 257 to 730 and encodes 157 amino acids. The transcript is spliced from 3 exons.